UUGAGCUCUAUAUAUCUUGUAGAGUGCAGUCUCAAGAACCAUAACUAUCAUGGACCUUGCAGCUGUGGAAAAAGACGUGCUCAUUGAAGGUAAGGUGGACUGGAAAGGAAGAGUUGCAGAAAAGAAUAAGCAUGGAGGCAUGCGAGCGGCAUUCUUCAUACUAGCAACCUUUGCAUUUGAAAACAUGGCAACGUUUGCGCUGUCAGUGAGCUUCGCAACAUACUUUAAUGAGAUAAUGCAUUAUGAUCUACCGGACGCAGCAAACCAUGUAACAAAUUACUUGGGCACCAAUUAUAUGCUUUCAAUCGUCAUGGCUUGUCUUGCUGAUUCCUACUUGGGUCGUUUUAGAACUGUUCUCAUUGCUGCCUUUGUAGAAUGUGUGGCGCUAGGAUUGCUGACAUUCCAAGCUCACUAUCCAGAUCUCAAACCACCUAUUUGUAACAUUUUUAUACCAACAUCACACUGUGAGAAAGUGAGCGGAAGAAAUGAGGCGCUAUUAUUGACUACAAUCUACUUGCUGGCUGUUGGGGGCGCGGGUGUAAAAGCAGCAUUGCCAGCACAUGGAGCAGACCAAUUUGAGGCAAAGGAUCCGAAAGAGGCUACACAAAUGUCAACUUUUUUCAAUUAUUUGUUAUUAAGCCUUGCGUUAGGCGCUUUGAUUGGCUUUACAUUUUUUGUUUGGGUGCAAGACAACAAAGGUUUUGACAAGGGAUUUGGACUUUCGUUGAUAGCCAUGUUCUUGGGUGCGGUCAUGUUUAUUUUAGGAUUACCGUUGUAUCGUAUCUAUGUUGUGCAAGGAAGUAGUGCAAUUACAGAUAUUAUACAGGUUUACGUAGCAGCUAUUAGAAACAGGAACCUUCAACUUCCCAAGGAUCCUUCUGAAUUACAUGAGAUCCCAUUAGACAAAGAAGCUGCAAUUCACCAAGAAUUUUUACCUCAUAGAGAUGUCCACAGGUGGCUUGACAAAGCAGCAAUCCGAGCCAAUAAUGAUGAAUCUCCAAGUCCAUGGAAACUUUGUAGGGUAACACAAGUGGAAAAUGCAAAAAUCUUACUAGCAAUGCUUCCAAUUUUCUUGUGUAGCAUUAUCAUGACACUUUGCUUAGCCCAACUUCAGACAUUUUCAAUUCAACAAGGAGUCACCAUGGAUAUUAAACUCUCAGACUCUUUCAACAUGCCACCUGCGUCCCUUCCGUUUAUUCCUAUAUCCUUCAUGAUCAUUCUAAUCCCAAUUUAUGACCGAAUAUUUGUACCUGCAAUGCGUAAAGUUACUGGCAUACCCACUGGAAUCACUCACUUACAAAGAGUGGGAGUGGGUCUUCUUCUCUCUUCAUUAUCAAUGGCAAUUGCCGGUAUAAUGGAAAUAAAACGUAAAAACGUCGCUAAGGACCACAAUAUGCUAGACGCUAUCCCUGUGCUUCAACCGUUGCCCAUUAGUGUCUUCUGGUUAUCGUUCCAGUAUUUUGUGUUCGGUAUAGCUGAGAUGUUCACGUAUGUGGGUUUACUAGAGUUUUUCUAUUCACAAGCACCAAAAUCUAUCAAAUCGAUCUCUUCUUGCUUUCUUUGGUGCGCAAUGGCACUUGGAUAUUUCAUGAGUAGUGUAAUGGUGAAGAUAGUGAACCAUGCAACAAAAGGGGUUACGAAAAGCAAAGGAUGGUUGGCUGGAAACAACAUAAAUCGUAAUCAUUUGGAUAACUUUUACUGGCUCCUUUCGAUAUUGAGUUUGAUCAAUUUCACAGUUUAUCUAUUUGUUUCAAUGAGGUACAAGUAUAGGCCACAAAGUCUUGAUGUUGAUAAUGAAAGUGAGGUACAUGAGUUGAAGGAAUUGAACAAUCCAACUACAGAGAAUCAGUAACGUAUGAAAUGUUGAGACCUCUGCAUAUUAGAGUCCCCAAGUUUGAGUGUCUACUUUUUUUUUUCUUUUUUUUCUUUUUUUAUGGUUAUAAGUUAUCUGAUUUUCUUUUUAAUUAGGCUUUUGAUCUUAUUGUGUAGGAUUGUGUCUUAAGUUAUUGUUUAUUAAUUAAUGGGUUGCUUAGUUGAUUAAUGAACUACUAAGCAACUUUUGAAUUCUGUAAGAAACAAAGCACGGGAGGAUGACAAUAAAUAUAAGUGUGGCAAGACUUGUGUAUUUGGUUAGUCCAAUAGUUUUAAUUGUAGUAGUUGGUAUUAGGCACCACUGAAGUUGGACUUCAAGUCUUCAACAGGUGUAGAGCUUUGUGCAAACUUCAAAAUGCAUAGUGAUUUUGGUUGAGAAAA
Erigeron canadensis is the source of this 2253-nucleotide messenger RNA. Its product is annotated as protein NRT1/ PTR FAMILY 4.6-like. The transcript is spliced from 6 exons. Gene Ontology annotation, molecular function: transmembrane transporter activity. Gene Ontology annotation, biological process: transmembrane transport. NCBI's taxonomy places the organism in Eukaryota, Viridiplantae, Streptophyta, Magnoliopsida, Asterales, Asteraceae. Bases 50 to 1852 code for a protein of 600 amino acids. The record is from RefSeq and is a predicted model, not a curated record. Gene Ontology annotation, cellular component: membrane.